ACCAAACCAAGUCUUCUCUUCUUUAAUCAUCUUCUCCGAUUUUGAAAAUCUCCGGCGACAAUGGCUUCCUCCGGCGACAAGCAAGCUUCAUCUCUUUACCCUGCCGUUGACACAUCGAAUCCCGAAGCUCCUCCUCUUAACCCUAGCUCCUCAUCCUCUUCCACUAAUAAUCUCUAUCCUUCUCUCGAUAUGAACGAUCUCGCUCGUAACCUCUUCCCUGAGCAACCGGAGACUAAUAAUCCCUCCUCCGUCUCCGCUCCUCCCGCUGCGACGGAGGAAGUAAUUUUGAAAAUCUCCGGCGCGAUUCUUCACCUGAUCGACAAAUCUUACAGCGUCGAGCUCGCGUGCGGAGAUCUCUCGAUCAUCCGUAUUGUUCAAGGAGAUAAAGUUGUCGCUGUGCUCGCUAGUGUCGCCGGUGAGAUCCAAUGGCCGUUGACUAAAGAUGAGAACUCGGUCAAGGUCGAUGAGUCUCAUUACUUCUUCACGCUCCGACCUACAAGCGAUGAAGAAGACGGAGAUUCUCAUUACUUCUUCACGCUCCGACCUACAAGCGAUGAAGAAGACGGAGAUGUUGGAGGUAAGAAGAACUCUGACGAGAUGUUGAACUACGGACUCACGAUUGCUUCGAAAGGUCAAGAGCAUUUGCUGGUUGAUCUUGAGAAGAUCUUGGAGGAUUACAGCUGUUUCACGGUUCAGCAAGUCUCAGAGGAAGCGAAAGAAGCAGGGGAGAUGGUUUUGGAUGUGACGGUGGCGAGAGAGACGUCUCCGGUUGAGCUUACUGGAGAGAGGAAAGAGAUUGUGGAGAGGCAAUGUUCGGCGUAUUGGACGACGUUAGCUCCCAAUGUUGAGGAUUAUAGUGGGAAGGCGGCGAAGCUGAUUGCGACUGGCUCUGGUCAUUUGAUUAAAGGGAUUCUUUGGUGUGGUGAUGUGACUAUGGAUAGGCUUAUUUGGGGUAAUGGUUUCAUGAAACGGAGGUUGUCAAAGGCUGAGAAGGAGAGUGAAGUUCAUCCUGACACUUUGAAAAGAAUCAGGAGAGUGAAGCAGAUGACCAAAAUGACAGAGAAUGUGGCAAACAGCGUUCUCUCUGGAGUCCUUAAAGUUUCUGGAUUCUUCACAAGUUCAGUGGCCAACACCAAAGUAGGAAAGAAAUUCUUUAGCCUUCUUCCUGGAGAAGUCAUCCUUGCAUCUCUUGACGGAUUCAAUAAGGUAUGUGAUGCUGUUGAAGUAGCUGGGAGGAAUGUAAUGUCAACCUCUUCCACUGUCACAACCGAACUCGUUGAUCACAAGUAUGGAGGUAAAGCGGCUGAGGCGACAAACGAAGGGCUUGAUGCAGCAGGAUAUGCGUUUGGCACAGCUUGGGCUGCUUUCAAAAUCAGAAAGGCUAUUAACCCUAAGAGUGUUCUCAAGCCUUCGACGCUUGCAAAAACCGCCAUUAGAUCUGCAGCUUCACAGAAGAAAGCUUAGUAAGCCUUUCUGAUGUAGCGAAACUGCUUCUGGCCCAUUGGUCAUGUUUGUUUGUAUCAACUUCUUGUCUUUUUGAUGCAGAAGUAAAAACUGAAAAGAGGUGUGGAUUAGUAGUUGUUGUGAAGUGUUUGUGGUUUCUAUGAGAAUCAUGUAAUGUCUUGAGUUGAUACGGAAUAUGUAAUGUAUGUGUAAUUGGCCUUGGGGUUUCUUUGCUGAAUCCAAAUUAAGUUUCAUUGAAAA
Messenger RNA from Camelina sativa (false flax), 1704 nucleotides. The record is from RefSeq and is a predicted model, not a curated record. Lineage: Eukaryota; Viridiplantae; Streptophyta; Magnoliopsida; Brassicales; Brassicaceae.